AGAACAAGGUAGAGCAGCAGUCCUAGGAUGGCUAGGAGUGACGACUCAAUUCAGUCUCAGAAAACACAGUGAAGCGUCAAGCCUCUGGGAGAAAAGAACCGGAAUUUUGGCACCAACCAAGACAUCGGAACGACGAUGAUGGUGAUGAUGAUUCCGGUGUUGCAUUUCUGUUUGAAAACGAGAGACAGCGGAGUUUUAUCGCACCCAGUGCUUGUGACGAUCCAUAAUUCAUACAAGCAAUUCAAUUCAAGUGAGCAAACAUGGCACCUCAAUGAUGAUUAAGUGAACAUCUAAAUCAAGACAAAUGGUUUUGUUGUGUCGGUUUGGUGACAUGUUUUUCCCGACCAUGGCCGUGCUUGAAAUGUGAUGCUCGGAGGGAUUGGCGUUCAUAUCGUGUCCACAUCCUUCGAUGUAUUCCACUCCUGGCUAUGGAUGAGGUGAUCGUUCAUCUAAAACCUUUGGGUCCAAGUCAUUCCAUUGUGAGGGAUGUGAUAGUUCAAUCUCAUUCUUGGAUCGGAAAGCCGCCGAGCAUCAUGGGCGAUGAGGAUUCGUUGCUCAUGGAUCACUUUGUUGAGGACUUCAAUCAAAACCAUUGGGACUGCGAUGGGUGUCCUCCACCAUUUUUCGCACUUCCACCUCCUCCUCGGCCUCCAUUCUUGACUGUUGAGGGCGAGGACGAGCUCUGCACCAAAGACACCUCGCCUUAUGAGACCUGCGAUAAUCCAAUAAUCAUUGACUCUCAUUUUCAUACCAGCAAUGAGUUGCUCAAUAUUAUUCUGAUUGUGAUAUUUGCCUUUCUUCUGGUUGGCAUCAUACUUGUCAUUGCUUUCAUUAUUUGGAGAAAACGAGUCAAUCUGUUGAGUCCAUUCCGGGGAAAAUCCCGACACCAUGGGUCCUCGUCCUCCACAUUGCCAGUGGAUCCCAACAACCAUCACCAGCUUCAUCCUGAUCAUCAAAUGGGUUUCCAGAAGUCCGACUUCCCCUUUUUCAAUCCUCAGCAGAGUCACAAACCCUCCAACAGCAUUGAGUUAGCCGAGCACCCCCUCCCGGUGUCGAGUUCAACAAAUCGACAUGUCUAUUCCAAUCCCAAUUAUCCAACUUUGGAAAUUGGUGGAUUGCCCUUCUACUUGAUGCCAGCUGGAGAUGUGGUGGGAGGGAUGCCUUCGCAUUUGGCGCGGGGAGGGCCGGCUUCGUCCCCCUUGGGUGCUCUUUCCAAAGACACAAGUUUAACGAGUCCGGCCAACGGAGGAUCACCUCCUUUCUCCGUGGGUGUGGGUCAACAUCUACCGAUACAGUCUCAGUUUAGUGCUUUGAACCAAUCGCCUCAAAUUGGGGAGAACCAUUUUUAUGAGCCCAGUGGUUCAAGUGUGACAUCUUCUCGGGGCCCGAUUUACGAAGAUAUUGAUCGGAUGUGUUCCUACCGAGGGGCUCCCCCCGAACCUCUGGCCAAUAACCAAGACCGGUUCCCCAAACCUGAAGAGUCCGAGGAUCUUAGUUCCACUCCCCUGGGUGGAUGUGUCAGAAAUAAUCUUACGCCGGACGCUGAGAGAACAUACUGUAAUGUGAUGCCGGCCUCGAAGUCUCCCAAUAAGAAGGGUGCUCGUCCGGACUCGAGUGGGAGCACCUCAUCCCCGGUGCCUUGUGGGACCAGCUCGAGCGAGGUGAGUUUUGACAGUGGAAGCAGUCCCCGACACAAUAUUGUGGUCAAUCCAAUGAGCCCGCAAGCCUUGGCUCGGAUCCGAGGAAUGUCGCCCACUCCCAGUGACAGGACUCGAUCCCCCAAUUCCGUGUAUGCUGCCAAAUUGGCCUCUCAAACUCGAUCACCAGGGGGUAAAUCUUCGGUUUACUACUAUAGUGAUACGCUGCGUCCUCGAACGAAUCGCGGGUUUACCGAUUCCGACUCGGGCAUAAGCAACAAUCGAAGUACCAGCGAGGACACGCCUCCACCGCCACUGCCUUCACAACGACUCCACAUUCAACCUCGAAAUAGCGCAGUGUCCAGUUUCGAUCACCAGUCCCCCGCUAGAUCUUCAAAAUCAAGACCCAAAUCAUCGAAGAAGAGUAAUUUCAGCACAGCCCAAGUGUGAUUUUGAGAAGAGCCCAUUUCGACCCUUUUCUAUGUUAGAAAGACGACGAGGAAGAACAAGUUCCUCACCCUGGAUUCGGUCGACCCUUCCUCGUUCUGCCAUGCUCUAGACAGACCCUCUCCGAUUCGUCCCCUUUCCCCCUCUUCCUCAACACAAUGUUCUUCGCUCUUCAGAAGAACGCCCAAAGCAAAAGUGAUAUUGCCCAUCUUAACUAGUCUCCUCAAGUUUUUCUAAAGUCAAUAAAUUGGGAACGACAUCAGAUGGUUGGUUCUCCUAUAGUUGAA
Messenger RNA from Tigriopus californicus, 2371 nucleotides. RefSeq lists its product as uncharacterized. Bases 429 to 2087 code for a protein of 552 amino acids. The record is from RefSeq and is a predicted model, not a curated record. The transcript is spliced from 3 exons. Lineage: Eukaryota; Metazoa; Arthropoda; Copepoda; Harpacticoida; Harpacticidae.